Molecule: messenger RNA, 186 nt
Organism: Cooperia oncophora
Lineage: Eukaryota; Metazoa; Nematoda; Chromadorea; Rhabditida; Trichostrongylidae
Source: the annotation of a GenBank genome assembly
AUGGAUGUAGGUGUGGCUCAUAGCGGAACGGUGCUCAAGAUUGGAUUUCUGAAUAGUAGGGUUGAUGAUCUCCUGGAAUCCUAUCUGGAUGGCUUCGAUAUAGUGCUUGUUGAGGAUCAAACAAUGGAUGUUCCAGAUCUCAUUCUACAGGCUUUACUAGAAAAUUCGAAAAAUUCGAUCGAAUAG